Anopheles cruzii is the source of this 864-nucleotide messenger RNA. Its product is annotated as general odorant-binding protein 45-like. Gene Ontology annotation, molecular function: odorant binding. NCBI's taxonomy places the organism in Eukaryota, Metazoa, Arthropoda, Insecta, Diptera, Culicidae. The transcript has a single exon. The record is from RefSeq and is a predicted model, not a curated record. The coding region runs from base 1 to 864 and encodes 287 amino acids. Gene Ontology annotation, biological process: sensory perception of smell.
AUGACACAUUCGGAGAAACGGCCACUAACGAUCUGCUCAUCGGCAACCAUGGUCUGCGUCGAAACUGUCGCGAUGUUGCUGCUCCUGUACGCAGUUCAGGUCUGCACCGGUCUGCGCAAGCAAUCGUUCGACGAAGCUGUGCUAGAGUGUGCCGAGUUGCUGUUGAUCCAUCCCCGGAAGAUGGAAUCGAUUAGCGGUGGAAUCCUAGGUAACGAUGACGACACCAAGUCCCUCAUACGCUGCGUCGGAGUGAGCUGUCGGUUUUGGAGUGACUACACCGGGCUACGUCGGGAUAUUAUCGAACGCUACUUCACCCCUGACGCUAGUGACACACUGUACCGUAACCGCACACAGGCCUGUCUGAAGAAGCUUCCCGUGCUAUCGUUUCCCUUCAAUCACCGCAACCAGCGCGAUCUGGCGUAUCGAUCAUUUCUGUGUUACUAUCACAACUACGGGAACCUAAAGCGGACCCGAAACUUCGUACCAAUGGACAGUGUACGACUGCUGGAGCUGGCAAGACAGUGCAUGAAUGUGUUGUGUAUCGGCGUGGAAGACCUCGUGGAUCUUACCGUGGCCGAGCUGGACGAGAACCGGAGCGUACACUGCAUGGUACGGUGCAUUGGUCUCCAGACGGGGCUGUACAGUGAUCGCUACGGGGUCAACAUUGACCUGGUGUACGCUCAGUACGGCGAGGGUUAUGAUGAAGCCACAUUCAAAGCGAAUGCCUACAGCUGCGUGCGCAACCAGAGCGCAACUUCCAGUGAUGAUCCAUGCCGCAGGGCUUACAAUUUGUUGUACAAGUGUUUUGAAAAUGUCCGCAACAUUGUGUCAAGGUUCGAAGUGCAAGAAUCUUACGAGACUUAA